UCAUGUGAAGUGUAAGUGUGUAACAUGACUCAGAGCGUCACAGGCGGAAGGUCACGGAGCAGCAGAACGGAACGGAAGCGGGAGUAAAAAGCCUAUCCGCCAUUGUGGAAAAUGACCCAGCAGAGUCGCCGAUUGUAAGAAGCAGACGCGCCGGAGGAAAACGCAACAUUCUAGCCGCGAGAGAGUGAUUGGACAGCCGGAGAGACGAGCCAGGAAAGCACCGAAGUGCAGAGAGAGGCAGGGGGGAAGAAGCCGUGGACAGUCUCACACACAGCCAUCAGUUUCGGUUCCUGGAGGAUGUCUGCGACCACAGUCGAUCAGAGACCCAAAGGACAAGGAAAUAAAGUGCAAAACGGAUCAAUGCAUCAAAAGGAUGGAGUCAACGAUGAUGACUUUGAGCCUUAUCUAGGCGGCCAGACAAAUCAGAAUAACAGCUACCAACCAAUGUCUGACCCCUACAUGCCCAGCUACUAUGCUCCAUCCAUUGGUUUCCCUUACUCUCUGGGAGAGGCCGCCUGGUCCACAGCAGGAGACCCCCCUAUGCCCUACCUGACCACCUAUGGACAGAUGAGCAAUGGCGAGCCUCACUUCCUCCCUGACGGUGUGUUUAGCCAGCCCGGUGCCCUGGGGAACACCCCCCCCUUCCUGGGCCAGCAUGGCUUCAACUUCUUCCCUGGUAAUGCAGACUUUUCCACCUGGGGAACCAGUGUCUCUCAGGGCCAGUCCACCCAGAGCUCGGUCUACAGUAACAGCUACGGUUACGCCCCCAGCUCUCUGGGUCGGGCCAUCACGGACGGACAGGCGGGCUUUGGAAGCGACACCCAGCUGAGUAAAGUCCCGAUGCUGAACAGCAUUGAGCAAGGUAUGACAGGCUUGAAACUGGGUACGGACAUGGUGGCAGCUGUCACCAAAACCGUGGGCUCCCCACUGGGCACAGCAGGUAUGAGCAGCAUGGCAGCCAAUAGCCUCCCUCCGCCUGUGAGCUCCUCCGCCCCGAAACCUGCCUCCUGGGCGGCCAUCGCCAAGAAGCCGGCCAAGCCGCAGCCGAAGGUCAAACCCAAAGCCAACAUGGGGAUGGGAGGAGGCGCCAUUCCCCCGCCCCCCAUAAAGCACAAUAUGAACAUUGGUACUUGGGACGAUAAGGGCUCAAUGAACAAGCCCCCCUUAGCUCAGAAUAUGAUGCCCCCGCAGCCCAUGAUGCAGCAGCCUCUCCUAGCUCAGCCCCAGCCCUUGCUGCAGAACCCGUUGCCCCCUCAGCCCCAACACCAUCACCAACAUCAACAACAUCACCAACAACAUCAGCAUCACCAACAACAUCAACAUCACCAACAACAACAACAUCAUCAACAACAACAACAUCAUCAACACCAGCCCCAACACCAACAUCAACACCAGCCCCAGCACCAACACCAACACCAGCCCUUCCAGCUCCACUCUCUCCAGUCCCCCCAGCACCCCCAGCAUAUGCCCCCUGGCCCCCCUCACAUGCACCUCUCCUCUCAACCUGGCCCCCCGCAGCCCCUCCAUCAGCAGCAGCCCCAGCAGCCCGGUCCACCCCCCAACCGCUGGGUGGCUCCCAGGAACCGUGGUGAGGGCUUCGGUAUGGUUGGGGGAGUCCCCCUGAGUGCCUCCCCCUGCUCCGGUGAGGUGCACCCCGUGCUGGAGAAGCUGCGCUCCCUCAACAACUACAACCCCAAAGACUUUGACUGGAGCUUGAAAAACGGGCGCGUUUUCAUUAUCAAGAGCUAUUCUGAAGACGACAUCCACCGCUCCAUCAAGUACUCCAUCUGGUGCAGCACAGAACAUGGCAACAAGCGUCUGGACGGUGCCUACCGCUCGCUGGGCAACAAGGGCCCCCUGUACCUGUUGUUCAGCGUCAACGGCAGCGGGCACUUCUGCGGCGUGGCCGAGAUGCGCUCCCCGGUGGACUACAAUGCCUACGCGGGCGUCUGGUCUCAGGACAAGUGGAAGGGCAAGUUUGAGGUGAAGUGGGCGUUCAUCAAAGACGUGCCCAACAACCAGCUGCGACACAUCCGGCUGGAGAACAAUGACAACAAGCCGGUGACCAACUCCAGGGACACUCAGGAAGUGCCUCUGGAGAAGGCCAAACAAGUGCUUAAAAUUAUCGCCACUUUCAAGCAUACCACCUCAAUCUUUGAUGACUUUGCACAUUACGAGAAACGUCAGGAAGAGGAGGAGGCUUUGAGGAAGGAGCGCAAUAGAAAUAAACAGUAAUCUCAAGCAAGCUCUCUGCUAGAAACUGCAACACUAAUGACGUAGGACCUUAAAUAAAAUUUGCCUAACCACGAAAGGAGGAAAGGCUCUCACAACUCUUUCCGCUGAAGACGACAAUGUAUGUGAACACUUGACAAUAGAUGGACUCAUCCGUAUCCGUUGACUGGUGCAUCAAACCCCGUGUUCCUGUCUCACGAGAAAAAGAGCGUAACCCACUUUGAAAACUGUCUAAAGCACUUUCAGUCCUCCUUAACGGCCUCUACCAAUACCCUUAACUCUCUAACUCUGUGUUCUUCUUCUUUGAUUUUGUUUGUGAGCAACUAACUGACUAACCAAAGUAGUCAGAAGAUUUCACCGGGCUUAUUUGUAAUUUUUUUUUUUUAAUGCCUCAAAUGUUUGGGAUAUUGGUGAGCCUCGUCAGCUCCUGAGGAGAAUUAAAUAUAUGAAUUUGACUCGAAUCUGUAUUCAGGCGUCUGACCCUCCUCAGACAGAGGUUUGGAUGAUUGACAGGUUGGGAUGAGAUAAUUGGGAAACAACUACAAUCAUGCCAAUCAUAGGAAGUGUACCUGUUCCCCUUCUUUUUCUGCAUCUGUUUCUGUGUACCAAAAGAUUACAUUAUGCAGCGGGCUGGCGAGCUCCGGUCAGUGCACACCUUUGUUUUUUCUCUCUUGUGAUUCUGUCAUUCUGAAGUGCAUUUGUCUGAGGAGAAAGCUGCUGCUCUGAUGUUGAUGUACUUUUCGGUACGAAAGCUCAGGCUGUCCUCAACAACUCCAUGCACUUUUGCAUGCUCGGUCCGAGGGGAUUCCCCCAAAACGGCAACUGCAAGGAUGUGACAGUUUUCUCCUCUAGAUAACUCACUAGCUAAAUAAAAAUUAUCCAUGUUUAGCGCAAAAUCUUGCUUUCGUGUUUUUACUCAUUUGCCUCAGAAAUGUAUACAUUGACUCACGCACAUUAAAGUAUAAACUCUCCUC
Messenger RNA from Trematomus bernacchii (emerald rockcod), 3206 nucleotides. RefSeq names its product YTH domain-containing family protein 3-like. The record is from RefSeq and is a predicted model, not a curated record. Gene Ontology annotation, cellular component: cytoplasm. NCBI's taxonomy places the organism in Eukaryota, Metazoa, Chordata, Actinopteri, Perciformes, Nototheniidae. Gene Ontology annotation, biological process: mRNA destabilization. Gene Ontology annotation, molecular function: N6-methyladenosine-containing RNA reader activity; mRNA binding.